This is a messenger RNA of Penaeus vannamei (Pacific white shrimp), 3353 nucleotides long. The record is from RefSeq and is a predicted model, not a curated record. NCBI's taxonomy places the organism in Eukaryota, Metazoa, Arthropoda, Malacostraca, Decapoda, Penaeidae.
GUCUGCUGUCCUUUGCUUUGUGUCAUUGGCAGGAAAGUGAAUGACAAAUAGUUUAAGUUUAUGUUGUGGUGCUAAUUAGAUCUCGUGCACUCCUAAGGGAAUGACAACGUUUUGAAAUAACCAGAGAAACAAGAUUGGAUGGUAGGGUGACUUACAUCAUGGAGUACUUGUUGAAAACGUUCUUUUAUCGGGAUGAGGAACAGAAAAUUACGGAGAAAAUUAUGGCCUCUUCGGUGAAGCUCACCGUUAAUGGCCAGGAAUAUGAAGUCGACCCAGCCACGCCUCCCAGCACUCGCCUGGUAGACUUUCUGCACGAGAAGAACCUCAGCGGAACCCACGUGACAUGUUACCAAGGUGGCUGCGGGGCCUGUACUGUCGUGGCGUCGUUCGUGGACCCCGAUUCUGGCGCCAAAAACACGCAUUCGAUCAACAGCUGCCUCGCCCCCCUCCUCGGCUGCAACGGCUGGGAAAUCACGACGAUAGAAGGCUUGGGGAAUCGCCACGAUGGGUAUCACGUGAUCCAGGAGCGGUUGGCAGAGUACUCGGGGACCCAGUGCGGGUACUGCUCGCCGGGUAUGGUUAUGAAUAUGUACGGCUUAACCCAGAGCAGUAGUUCAUGGACAGCUUCGGAGGUGGAACAACAUCUUGACGGAAACCUCUGUCGGUGCACAGGCUAUCGACCCAUCCUGGAAGCCUUCAAGUCCAUCACGGCGCAGGAUAUUGAGGAUUCCCACCUGGCCCGCUGUCCGAAAACGGGGCAGGCAUGUAGGGGGCACUGUGCUAAAAAGGAAAAUGCCAAGGAUCUCUACAGCAUCUUGUCGGGAAUCGAAGAAGGGAAGACUUAUCGUUUCGUCUGCGGUGACACGGCCCAAGCCGUGUACUACAGCGGCUCGUAUGACGUCUACAUCUACACCCGCCACGUGCCCGAGCUCUCCCGCGUGGCACAGGCUGAGGACGGCGUGGUCUUCGGUGCCAACGUGUCAAUCUCCCGCGUCAUGCAGGAACUUGACACGGUGUCAUCUGCGCGGGCUGGCUACGCCUACGCCAAGGAGCUGGUCAAGAACUGGCACCGCGUGGCGAGCACCUCCGUCCGCAAUCUGGGCUCCUGGGCGGGCAACCUCGGAUUGAAAUUAACUCACAAGGAAUUCCCAUCGGAUAUUUUUAUCAAUCUCUUGGGCGCUGGUGCUGUUGUAACGACAGCUCUCCCUACCGGGUCGACCUCGACUCACACCCUCGAGGAACUGCUCAACCUCGACCUUCAGAAGGAGCGUCGAGUGAUCCUUGAAAUGCGUCUUCCUCCCAUGCCUGACGACGUCGACUUCAGAGUCUUCAAGGUGAUGGGACGCUGGACCAACACCCACGCCUUCGUCAACGCUGCCAUGGCCUUCCGAGUAGACAAGGCCAACGCCCACACUUUGGUCGAGAAGCCGCUCAUCGCCUUCGGAGGAAUCAACCCGACGUUUGUGCGUGCCUCGGCUACGGAGGCGGCGCUGGAGGGCAAGAGCCUGGAGGAUGAGGGAGUCCUGCAGGCGGCCAUGCAAGCUCUGGCCGCCGAGAUCAAGCCCGACAACCUACCUCAGGAUCCCUCGCCAGAGUACAGGCUGUCGGUCGCCCAAACUCUGCUCUAUAAGAUGGUCCUGGGGAUCUUAGGAAAUGCCGCCUCGAGCACAGUGACCAGCGGAGCCACUGACCUAGAACGACCUGAAUCGAGUGGCCAGCAAGAGUACGACCAGAACACCGAGACUUGGCCCCUGGGUCAGCCCAUCCCCAAGCUGGAGGCUCGGAUGCAGUGUGCCGGCGAGGCCGAAUACGUGAACACAAUGGCGCCCGUUAGUGAGGAGCUUUUCGGAAUGUUCGUGACGUCGACGCAAGCCAACGCCAGCAUCGUCAGCGUCGACCCUUCGGACGCGCUUGCUAUGCCCGAUGUGGUGGCGUUCGUGGGCGUGGAUGACAUUAAAGGUGUCAACAACAUUAUGGCAUUUGGAUGGCCUUUGCCGCAGAAGCUCUUCCCGAGCAAUCGAGUGUCCUACUACGGGCAGCCCAUUGGCCUUAUAGUCACCAAGAACAGGGGAGCGGCCUACGGUGCUCGCGAGGCUGUCAAAGUCACUUACGACGACAUUCAGCCGCCCGUGCUUACCAUUGAGGACGCCCUGCAGAAGCAUCCCAUUCAGGGACCUCCUUUCAAACAGGGGGACGUGGAAGCUGGAUUCGCUUCCUCGACGCACAUCUUCGAAGGGGCCAUGAGCCGGGACGGACAGUAUCAUUUCCACAUGGAGUCGCAGUCUUGCCUGGUCGUGCCCACUGACAUCGGCCUCGACGUCUUUGCCUCGACCCAGUGGGCUUCGGAGACACAGCGCGUCAUCGGCAAAGUGCUGGGCAUUCCGGAUAACACCAUCAACGUAACGGUCAAGCGGGUGGGCGGGGCUUUCGGCGCCAAGAUCGACCAGUGCAACCUCGUGACGGCGGCGGCGGCGGUGGCGGCGCAGAAGGUCCGGAAACCCGUGCGCGUUGCCCUCGACCUGGACGCCAAUAUGACCGCCAUCGGGUGGAGGGAGCCGUACCUGUGCACUUACAAGGUUGGGGUCAACGACGACGGGAUCCUGCAGGCCAUUCAGGCGACGCUGACCUGCGACUCCGGGUACGUGGCGGUGGACACGACUAGCCCUGGCGCCGUGACCUGUAUGACCUCGUGUUACAACUGCCCUAACUGGAAGGUCACGCCCCAGAUCGUCCUCACCAACACAGCCUGCAAUACGUGGUGUCGUACGCCCGGUACGGUUGAGGGCGUGAUCUUCAUGGAGAAUAUCCUGGAGCACGUAGCCCAAGGAAUGGGCAUGGAUCCUCUGGAGCUGAGGAAGAAGAACCUGAUGCCCGACGGAGGGACGCGCCCGCUCAACGAGGCCAUGAUUCGCCUCAGGUCACUCAUUGCAGGCAAGGAAGCAAAAUGGCUUCCGGAUCACCUGACUGUCCCCAAGAACCUUAUUUCGGACAUGUUAACCCAGCUCAUGGCCUCAGCUGACGUCGACGCACGAAAGAAAACGGUCGCCGAUUUUAACAAGGCCAACCUAUGGAAGAAGCGCGGGCUGUCAGUGAUGCCUAUGCUGUGGCCUUACGCAGUGCCCAUGAAAGCGCCAUUCAAUGCCAUGGUGUCUGUCAACGCCCGGGAUGGCACUGUGCUGGUUUCCCACGGUGGCACUGAGAUGGGACAGGGCAUAAACACCAAGGUCGCCCAGUGCGCCGCGUACGAGCUGGGCGUCCCCCUCGACACGGUGGCUGCGCGCCCCUCCAAUACCCACGUCAAUGCCAACUCGGAUGUCACAGGGGGCUCCAUGGGGUCAGAUGUGGCUUCCUAU